UUGUCGCAAAGCCCAUACGCUCUCUGCCUGCCGUAGUACGACGUGCCGUGUUACAGUUCGUGGUGGUCGAAGCUAACAGCAAAAUGUUGCUGUCAUUUGCUUGUUUUUUGACGUUAUUAUCAAGUUUUGUCGGACAACACGUCACGUUUGCAUUGCAGGACGUUACUAGCGAUUUAUUUGGCCAGGAGAAUAAUGGCACAGUAGCGGCUUUCGGUGACUUUAACUCUGAUAAGCAGACUGACAUUUUCAUCAUCAGGAAGCAAUCUGAGCUGUUGAUUUUCCUGGCUGAUCUUAAAGCACCUUAUUUCAAACCUAAAGUCCAUCUGACUAAAGAGGUUUUCCCUGAUGACUUCAUCAUAAGCAGUGUGGUGCCGGGUGAUUACGAUGGAGACUCUCAGAUGGAUGUGCUUCUGACUGGCCACUCAAAUGGCUCCCCCUUAAAAACAAGCGUCUUCGUCUUCUGGGGACGUAACCAGACUUUAGACCAGAAUGAAAAGGAGAAGCUGGGCAAGAUCUUUACUGAUCAGCCUCUUGUAAUGGACUUUAAUGGGGACAUGAUCCCAGAUAUUUUUGGAACUGUGGAUGGCUCGUUGGAGGUUUGCUAUCUCAAGACGAGACAACAAAGAUGUGACAUGGCUUUCAAUUCCAAUGCUGCAAUGCGCAUCCCUCAUUCCCAUGCUUUCAUCGACCUUAACAUGGACUUCACUGCAGAUUUGUUCCUCACCACCACAUCAAAUGAAUUCGAGACCUGGAUCAAUAAGGAUGGGAACUUCACCAAAGCCCCAUCUGGACCUUCUCUGGAGAAUGUAAAGAGAGUGGGUCAAUCGGCAUUCGUAGACUUCGACGGUGAUGGCUCCCAGGACCACCUGUUGCCAGUCUGCAUGGAUGAUGCGUGUGCUAACAGCGCAAUAUACCUGGCCAAGCCUGGGGGGACAAAGUGGGUGCCUGUUUUGAUGGACUUCAAAAGGAAGGAUUCUGUGUGGGGUUUUGUGCCCCCUCUAGAAAAGCCCACUUUGGGAGAACUGCAAAUUCCCAUCACCCUGCACCUCGGAGACUACAACCUGGAUGGCUUUCCGGAUGCCCUUGUGAUCCUCCGUAACACCAGCACCAGUUCACAGCAGCAGGCGUUCCUUCUGGAGAACGUGGCUUGUAAUGACGCGAGCUGUCAGGAGGCUGGACGCAUGUUUCGUGUGCAUUGGGAGCAGUCAGACCUCAGUGCAAUCCCCAGGGCUGUUGUGGCCACUUUUUUUGACAUCUAUGAGGACGGUAUAUUAGAUAUGAUCGUGCUCAGCAAGGUGGAAGGGAAGGAAGAACUCGUCAUCCACGCUUUGAAGAACAACUUUGAGGCCGACGCAUAUUUCGUGAAAGUCAUCGUGCUCAGUGGCCUGUGCUCCAAUGACUGUCCAGAAAAAGUCAAGCCCUUCGGUGUGAACCAGCCUGGCCCGUAUGUCAAGUACACAUCGGUGGACUCAAACGGUUAUCUAAAGAACGCUUCUGCGGGGCAGCUCAGCCAGUCUGCUCAUCUGGCUCUCCAGCUGCCCUACACCGUGCUCGGUCUGGGGCGCAGCGCCAACUUCCUGGAUCACCUGUUUGUGGGCAUCCCCCGGCCCCCUGGAGGGAAGGAUGUGAGGAUGCAGGAGUGGACUGCUAUUAUUCCUAACUCCCAGCUCAUCGUUAUACCAUAUCCACAAAAUGACCCUCGCAGCUGGAGUGCAAAGCUCUACUUAACCCCGAGUAAUAUAGUCUUACUGACAGCGAUAGCACUGAUUGGCGUGUGCAUCUUUAUUCUCGUCAUCAUCGGGAUACUGCACUGGCAGGAGAAGAAAGCUGAUGACCGAGAGAAGAGACAAGAGGCCCAUCGCUUCCAUUUCGAUGCCAUGUGAGAGAAUUGUGGCUGAACGCUGAGAAGAUGGGGUCCGCUUUUCAUUUGUGGUUUAUUUAAUAAUUUAUUUUUGUUCUUUUUUCUGCACUGGAGCAUUUUUUGUGCAUUGAUGAUGAGAGGAAUCAGCUGAUUUAAAUGUGAAUGGUUUGAAGAGUAACAUGCCUGUAUUGACAUCUGAAGAGAAGGUGGCAUGUUUCUGUUGAGUUCGUUUACAUCAGGGGUGUACAAACUUGGUCCUGGAGGGCUGAUGGUGUCCAGCAUAUUUUAGUUCCAACCCCAAUUAAACACACCUGAAGCAGCCAAUCAAGCUCUUUCUAGAUCCUCAGAGUAAAAUUUACUCUGUUUACUAUUUGGUCCCUCUCUAAACUGAGUAAAAGUUACUCAACAGCAGAGUUAAAGUUAAUGAGUCAAUGAAGAGAUUAAUUAAGUGAUAAUUGAGCACUGAUGACGAACACCUGCUGUUAAUAAGCAGAAACAGAGAAGAGAAACACAAAACUACAACUGACUUCAAACAGCAGCUUCCCUUAUUACUAAGCUGUUUAACUUUAUU
Molecule: messenger RNA, 2432 nt
Organism: Danio aesculapii
Lineage: Eukaryota; Metazoa; Chordata; Actinopteri; Cypriniformes; Danionidae
Gene: itfg1
Product: integrin alpha FG-GAP repeat containing 1
Exons: 18
Coding region: 84-1883 (599 amino acids)
Cellular component (GO): plasma membrane
Source: RefSeq, a predicted model, not a curated record